AUGAAGGACCGCCAGGACCUGACCGUGGUCACCACCGACAGCUUCGACACGGCGUCUCUCUCGUCGGGCUACGACUCGCCCAUAAGUCCGUUGGAAAAUGGCGACAAGCCGAAUCUCGAGCACCUCGCUCGGCAGCGGCCAGCCGUCUUUCGGACCACGCUUCUCGAGACGUCGUUUGUUACAGCCGUUGUCCUGUCGCUCAUGAUGAGCGAGUACUUUACCUCGGGCUUCAAUAUCAUCCUGCCUAGUCUGGCCCAAUCGAUAGACCUCCCAGAAGAUGCGAGGACAUGGCCGACUGCCGUGCCCAAUCUAGCGGCAGCUGCGCUCCUGCUCCCCUUUGCCCGACUGUGUAAUAUCAUUGGCGCGCGCCGUGUCUUCAUUAUCGGCCAUGCGUGGUUACUGUCCUGGUCUGUCGUGAGCGGCUUUGCCACAGAUCAUAUUAUCCUCAUUGUAUGCCGCGCUAUGCAGGGCGUUGGAUUUGCCGCUUUCCUUCCGGCCGGCAUGUCGCUUCUCGGCCAAGUAUACCGACCUGGCCCUCGAAAGAACUUGAUAUACAGCAUCUACGGCGCAUUCGCCUGCCUGGGCUUUUACUUUGGCAUUGUCGUGGCUGCUCUGACGACCGAGUAUAUCAGUUGGAAAUGGUACUUCUGGACCGGUGCCAUCUUUGAGUUUGCCACCAUUGUAUUUGGUCUGCUAGCCAUCCCUCGCAAUCUCCAAGAUCAGCAGGCGUCUGCUCACAUGGACUGGCUCGGUCUUACCACUAUUGUACCGUGCCUGGCACUUUUGAUAUUUGCCUUUACCGAAGGCUCACAGGCACCGCAGGGUUGGGCAACGCCAUACGUGCUGGUUACAUUGAUACUAGGUAUCGUGUUCUUGGCUGCGGCCGUUUACUCGCAAGGCUGGGCAUCAUCACAGCCGCUAGUACCAAAUGUCAUCUUCCGCAUCCGCUACAUGAAACGGCUGCUGGCAAGCAUGACUUGCUUCUUUGGCGUAUGUGCGCUCUUCUUGUUAUACACAAGUCUUUAUAUCCAAGAUGUAUUAAAGGUAUCACCGAUCCUCGCUGCUGCUUGGUAUGCCCCCAUGCUUGCGGGAAGUAUUAUACUAGCAGUUAUGGGCAGCAUGAUUCUUCAUUUGCUGGCAAGCGAGAUUCUUCUCUUCUUGGCUGGAACCGCAUUCCUCUUUUCCGUGUUGCUCUUUGCCAUUAUCCCGGCCACCUACCAAUCCGCCACGCCGGUUGCGUACUGGGCUUACAUAUUCCCAGCCAUGUGCUGCGGCACUCUGGGAAUCGACUUGGCCUUUAAUGUCAUGAACAUCUUCAUUACUACGGCCAUGCCAAAGCGAGACCAGGCAGCAGUGGGUGCCUUGACCAACACACUCAUCUACCUGGGGAGCUCGUUUUGGCUUUCCAUUAGCGAGCUGGUUGUGUCUACAGCAAGGAACUGGAAAGCAGACCACUUCCCUCUUGUGGAUCAAUACAAGACGAGUUUCUGGCUGGGAGUAGGCCUGACUGGCUUUGCGAUGUGCCUGGCCAUUACUCUUCGCAUGGGAACUGCGUCUGCCGAUUUAACUUCUGAUGAGAAGGAGACACUAGUAGAAAUUGACUAG
[Torrubiella] hemipterigena is the source of this 1605-nucleotide messenger RNA. The record is from the annotation of a GenBank genome assembly. NCBI's taxonomy places the organism in Eukaryota, Fungi, Ascomycota, Sordariomycetes, Hypocreales, Clavicipitaceae.